Rana temporaria (common frog) is the source of this 2239-nucleotide messenger RNA. It is a transcript of the gene ARF6, whose product is annotated as ADP ribosylation factor 6. Gene Ontology annotation, cellular component: cytoplasm. The record is from RefSeq and is a predicted model, not a curated record. Gene Ontology annotation, biological process: intracellular protein transport; vesicle-mediated transport. Gene Ontology annotation, molecular function: GTPase activity; GTP binding. Lineage: Eukaryota; Metazoa; Chordata; Amphibia; Anura; Ranidae. The transcript has a single exon. The coding region runs from base 595 to 1122 and encodes 175 amino acids.
GACCACCUUGAGUCCUUGGACCUGGAGUGGCACCCUGAUCUUCAGGACCCAUACAGAGGGUAAUCUUGUUUAUCCUUUAACCUGAUGAACUGUCCGCAAUCCUGAGGACCUCCAAACCUCACCUACAGAACCCCACAGUGCUUAGUCUCUGAAAUCUGAGGACUGCUUCUUGCCCCCAUAUCUGAACCCCAAGCACUGUUGCCUCCUGUACCCCCCCAAAAGCUGGAGUUAUCCUACAUAUCAUCUGUAAGCCUUGUACAUCACGAGGAGCAUCCCCUGGACACAGCAGAACCCUGAUAUUGCCUCUGUGGCAAGCUGUGGGACGUUUGGUAUCUAGCAACCUCCACCAAACUACCCGAUUAAUAGACCUCGGGGAUCCUUCCACCCUCUGCACUGAUCAUCACAAGAUCAGAACGUUGGAAGUUGCAAGCAGCACAAGACUAGCACUUGAUACAACUGUAGGGGGACUUUACAGAUUUGGGUACAGCCUUGCCAAGCGGUGCUUUACCCUCUUCAGAACACUUUCCAGAAGUCGGGCCCCAUAGGUGUACAACCCAGUUCUUAAUUUCUCCAAGCUGUGUUUAAUGCUCCACCAUGGGCAAGGUGCUAUCCAAGAUUUUCGGCAACAAGGAGAUGCGGAUCCUGAUGCUCGGGCUGGAUGCGGCCGGUAAGACCACCAUCCUGUACAAGCUGAAGUUGGGCCAGUCGGUCACCACCAUCCCCACCGUCGGCUUCAACGUGGAGACCGUGACUUACAAAAACGUCAAAUUCAACGUGUGGGAUGUGGGGGGCCAGGACAAGAUCCGGCCUUUGUGGCGGCACUAUUACACGGGCACGCAGGGGCUCAUCUUCGUCGUGGAUUGUGCCGACCGGGACCGCAUCGACGAGGCUAGGCAGGAACUUCACCGUAUUAUCAACGACAGGGAAAUGAGGGACGCCAUCAUCCUUAUAUUUGCCAAUAAACAAGACCUUCCCGAUGCCAUGAAACCCCAUGAAAUUCAGGAGAAACUAGGCCUAACCCGAAUCAGGGAUAGGAAUUGGUAUGUUCAGCCUUCCUGUGCGACCAGCGGGGACGGCCUCUACGAAGGACUCACGUGGCUAACCUCCAACUACAAAUCUUAAUGACUAUUUAGAAGAUUUAAACGCAGUUUUACGAUGUUGCUUCUCCUCCGAAGAGGAUACGUUUGGAAGAAAAGUAACGUCGGGAGGAUUAUGCUGAUCUAACCGAUCACCCUGUUAAAUUACAAAGAAGUAUGGGCUGGAAUAUGUUCUAUAAAUAUAAUAUACAUAUUUUAUUUUAUUUUUAUUUUUUUUUCUCUUGUUCUGCGUUAGAAUUCUGACCUCACAGUUUCCUGUACAAACUUUAAAACUGAGCUUGAAGAAGUAGGAACUUCCUUCUCUAUAAGCUGUAAUGGUUUGAGGGAUAUAAAAGCUUAUUCCUUUUUUUUUUUUUUUUCUUUCUUCCGCUUUCUUUUCUGUUUUUGUUGUAAUUUCUGCAUUCAUACAGGGUAUGUUGCUAGGUCUCUUCCAGAUAGUAAACUUUACGAUUUAUUCCUUAACAAUCACACUGCAGUUUGUCUUUUAUACCUAGGCUGAUUUUAAUAGUUCUGCUAGCUAGCAUAUAACAAAUUACUUGGAAAAUUGUCACCCCCCUCCCCUUCUUUUUUUUUUUUUUUCUUAAGAUAAAUAUAUAUACAUCUAUAUUUAAAGCUUACUUGAUUACUAGGCCUUUUUCAAUUUGGUUGCUUACAAAUUGUGCAAAAUUUCAAAAAUAUUUAGCUGUGGAUCUGCCAUGAUUGGAAGCAGAUGAUCCCGAAUCUCAUAUAAUGUAUGCAUGAGUAAGCUGAAUGCAAAACGAUCCUUCUAAUCAAUUGUUUAGUGAGAGGAUGACGAGAAAACCCGUGAGUGACAUUGAGAAAGUAUAGAGAGAGCAGCCACUGUCGCAUAAGGAUCUAUUCUGUUGCAGGGGGGGAAAGAAAAUUUAAAAUUUUACUUUUUGUACAUAGAGGAAGGUUCCCUUUUACAUGUAGCAAUACUUUUAAAUUUAUGCAAAAGUUUGCCUUCUUGAAAACCAGAUUCUGUAAAGCACAACUUUGUAAUUCAGUGCAAAUUGCAAGGCUUUCUCGGAAGCUUGGUGAUUGGCCUGUCUGAUUAUCUGUGUUAAAAAGGUACAUUUCUCCAAAGCGUCUUAAACUAUAUGCAUUUAUUAAUAAAAAUACCUACAUUAUUUCUGUAAAAA